Molecule: messenger RNA, 490 nt
Organism: Nymphaea colorata (pocket water lily)
Lineage: Eukaryota; Viridiplantae; Streptophyta; Magnoliopsida; Nymphaeales; Nymphaeaceae
Product: abscisic stress-ripening protein 2
Exons: 2
Coding region: 112-459 (115 amino acids)
Source: RefSeq, a predicted model, not a curated record
CAUACAAAUAGUCCCUUGCCUCCCUCCUUUCUCCAUCUCCCCUGUUUCUACAGCUACACAGUUUCGUUGCUUUCUUUUGGAUUGUCUUCGUCUUCGUUCUCUGACAUCACCAUGGCUGAGCACCACCAUCAUCAUCACCAUCACCAUCACCACCAGAAUCAGGAAGAUGUACCAUCUCCUGCGCCGGCAGUCGACUACAGGAAGGAGGAGAAAGAGCACAAACACCAUGAGCGGCUCGGUGAGCUCGGAUCAGCAGCUGCUGGUGCUUUUGCUCUGCAUGAGAAGCAUCAGUCAGAGAAGGAUCCGGAGCAUGCCCGCAGGCACAAGAUAGAGGAGGAGCUUGCUGCUGCUGCUGCCAUCGGCGCCGGCGGCUACGCUUUCCACGAGCACCAUGAGAGGAAGGAGGAUAAAAGGGAGGCCGAGGAGGCAUCAGGAAAGAAGCACCACCAUUUCUUUUAGGUUACAAAGCUCUGCUGCUGCGGUUCUGUGU